AUGUAUGCAAAUAAACUAUUUGAUGUUAUUAAAGAACAUUUACCAACUGCGCAUGCAUAUGCUGAUGACACGCAGCUUUAUUUGUCGUUUAAACCAGGGAACGGUGCGAGUGAGGAAGAGAGUAUCGCAGCGAUGGAGACAUGCAUUAAGGCAGUACGUACGUGGAUGACUAAGGACAAAUUGAAACUGAAUGAUAGUAAGACUGAGUUUUUGAUUAUCGGUACAAGGCAACAAUUAAAAAAAGUGAACAUUGUCUCGCUUCCUGUAGGCGAUGUCAACAUUACACCG
Molecule: messenger RNA, 288 nt
Organism: Paramuricea clavata
Lineage: Eukaryota; Metazoa; Cnidaria; Anthozoa; Malacalcyonacea; Plexauridae
Source: the annotation of a GenBank genome assembly